Phasianus colchicus (ring-necked pheasant) is the source of this 7514-nucleotide messenger RNA. The record is from RefSeq and is a predicted model, not a curated record. Lineage: Eukaryota; Metazoa; Chordata; Aves; Galliformes; Phasianidae.
CUGUGCCCGGGGCUCCAGCCCGCCGUCCUGCUCCGGGCACCGCGGCGUCGCUGGGGUCGGGCGGCUCCGUCGCGGCCGCGGGGCGUGCCGGCAACCGCGCGGCUCGAGUCCUGGCGUAGGCAGCGCGGGAGCGCCGCGCUCGGCCACCCGUUGUCCGGUGGGGCGCCGGGCUGCUGUUGGGCCCCGCGGCGCCCCGCCGGGUGUUGAGGAAGCAGAGGUUUGCACAAGCCGGUGGGCUGCACGUGACCCGGGGAGCAAGGCAGGAGGAACUGCCGGCGCCCCGCGCGGCGCCUCGGGUCCCCGUGCUGCGCGGCUGGCCAUGGCCCCCUGGCUGCCCACCAAGGAGGAGAAGUAUGGCGUGGGUGAGUGGGGCCUUUGUGGCUGAGCAGGGAGCCAGGGGCUGCGGGGUGAGCAGUGCCGGGUGGGGCGGUGGCGAUGCUCAGUAGUGAGAGUCGGGGGCCGGGUCCCCGCCGUGCUGCUGCUGGGUUUGGAAGGUCAGGGGCUGCAGGAUCGAGCGUAGAGUGGAUGGGGGCUGUGGGGCUGGUGAUGGGAUGGGCUGGGAGUCACGGAGCCAGGGGCCGAGCACCAGGGCAGAGUGUUGAGGCUGCACCUUUCCGAGGCUUGCUCAAGAUCUGUCCUCCCCUCUGUGCUGGGACUUGGGCUCAGCUGCAGGCACAUCUGUAGGGAUGGUCCCCUGCACGGGGUGCUCGGCUCCUGGACUCUUCAGCUCAUUAGUGACCGGUGCCAUGGACUGUGCUCGUUUCUGAUCUGCCUGUGGGGAGGUGCCUGUGCAGCCCAGAGCCAGCCCUGCCAUUUGCCCCUGGGCCAACUUGGGGCUCUGCUCCCAGUCCCUGCUCCUGGUCCCUGCAGCGGCUGUGGCAGAGCCCUGGCAGCCUCAAUCCCUGCCCUGGCCCCAGUCAGCCUCCCUGCAGCACCCCGAGGAACUUCUCUUUACACCACUCCUGCCCUCCCUGGUCUGUGCCUCUUCCCCUUUCUGGAGGGACCGUUUCCCAAGGCCCUGCCCUGUGCUGUGGGGGGGUCUGCCAGGGACCCCCUGGGCUUCCCUGUGGGAGGGCUGGGCCUGGCAGGGGGGUGAACAGGACUGGGGCCAGGGGCUGUGCAGGGUCCUCGUGCAGAGAGCAGGAGGGGUCCGUGGGGAGCUGAGGGCCCUCGGAGCUGCGAGGAGCCAGCAUGGCCAUGGGGCUCCAGCUGGGGGUCCCGGAUGAGCCAUGCAGAUCUGGGAGCACUGCAGUCCCUGGGAUGCAGGCUGGAGGUGAGGGGUGAGGUGUGAGGAGGGUCCCAGCAGGGAGCCACCAGCUGCAGGCACAUCUGUAGGGACGGUCCCCUGCACAGGGUGCAGCCCGUCCUGUGGUCAGGGCUGCCCCCUCCCGGAGCCGCAGUGGAGUCAUCACUGCAAAAAUAGCAGCAGGAGCAGAGCGGCUGCUGCUGCAGCAGGAAGCACCCCGUGCUAUUGCUCGCCCUGUGUAGGGCUGGGACUCUGUGCCUUGACCCCCAAAGCUCAGGGCUGAGCGAUGCCUGGAGAGGUGGCUCUACCCUAUGUGGGGGCCGAGUGAGAGGUACAUGGCCGCGGGGUCUCUGCUGGGCGGGGGCAGGACGAGGAGCCCCUGCUCACAGCUCCUGGCCCCUCUCUCUGCAGCCGUGUGGAACUUUCCCAGUGCCAACGAGCAUCACCUCCCACUGGAGAUUGGGGAGACGGUGCACAUCCUGCAGGCGUCCGAGGGCUGGUACCGCGGGUACUCGCUCAGGAACAGGGCUGCCCGGGGCAUCUUCCCGGCCUCGCUGAUCCGCCUGAAGGGCGCGGUGGUGGAGCGCAGGGGGGCGGAGGAGAGCGUGGUGCCCGCCGAGAUGCCCAUGGUGCAGGAGAUCACCACCACGCUGCGGGAGUGGGCCGCCAUCUGGAAGCAGCUCUAUGUGACAGGGCAGGUGGAGCGGUACUGCAGGGUGAAGCAGAUGAUGUACGAGCUGAUGGAGCAGCGCUCACAGCUGCUCUCGGGUACGCUGCCCAAGGACGAGCUUCUGCAGCUCAAGAAGGAGGUGACCAGCAAGAUCGACUAUGGCAACAAGAUCCUGGCGCUGGACCUGGUGGUGCGGGACGAGGAUGAGAACAUCCUGGACCCCGACAGGACCAGCAUCAUCAGCCUCUUCCAGGCGCACAGGAGGGCAGCACAGACCGUCACUCAGCGCAUCCAGGAGGAGACGAGCUCGCAGCAGAGCCAGCCGGGCUGCAGCGCACGCCUGGCGGCUUCGCCCUCCCACAGCCUCUAUCUCUGCGUGCGCAACUUCGUCUGCAACAUCGGCGAGGAGGCGCAGCUUUUCAUGGCUCUGUACGACCCGGGAGAGCAGCGCAUGAUCAGCGAGAGCUACGUGAUCCACUGGGCCAGUACGGGCGUCCCGCGGGACAUCGAGCUGCUCAACAACCUGCGGGCCAUCUUCACGGACCUGGGCAGCAAGGACCUGAAGCGAGAGAGGCUUUUCCUGGUGUGUCAGAUCAUCCGGGUGGGCCGCAUGGAUCUGCGUGAGACCCUCAGCCGCAAGCUCAGCACCGGGCUGCGGCGGCCCUUCGGCAUCUCGGUGAUGGACAUCACUGACAUCACCAAGGGGAAGUGUGAGAGUGACGAGGACAAGCAGCACUUCAUCCCUGUGCACCUGGCGGCUGCUGAAAACGACUUCCUUCACAACAUGAUCAGGAAAGCAGUGGAGGGGAAGGACAUCAACCACAAAGGACAAGGGUUCUGGUUGUCCCUGAAGAUGCUGUGGGGAGACCUGAACCAGGUGCGCAAGGACCACCCGCACCUCGUGGACCGCAGCACGGUGGUGGCACGCAAGCUGGGCUUCCCAGAGGUCAUCAUGCCAGGGGAUGUACGGAACGACAUCUACCUGACACUGGUGCAGGGAGAGUUCGACAAGGGGAACAAGAAGACACAGAAGAACGUGGAGGUGUUGGUGUGCGUCUGCGAUGAGUCGGGCAGUGUGGUGCAGAAUGUGAUUUACCACGGGGCGGGAGACAAGCCGGCCAGUGAGUACCGCUCCGUGGUGUACUACCAGCAGCGGCACCAGCGGUGGAUGGAGACGGUGAAGAUUGCAGUUCCCAUUGAGGAUGUCCACAAGACCCACCUGCGGUUCACCUUCAGGCACCGCUCCUCCAGUGACACUAAAGACAAAAGCGAGAAGAUUUUCUCCAUGGCCUUUGUGAAGCUGAUGCGCCCUGAUGGCACCACGCUACGUGAUGGGGAGCACGACCUCAUCCUGUACAAGGGGGACAGCAGGAAGCUGGAGGACGCGGGCUCGUACCUGGGGCUGCCCUCCACCAGGAGCUCCCCGGAGCCCCGGGUCCUCUCUGGGUCCUCGUUCCGUGUGGGUGGGAGCGUGGCAGGCCUGGCUGUGUCAGCCCGGGACAGCUUCCAGAUCUCAACGCUCGUCUGCUCCACAAAGCUGACCCAGAAUGUGAACUUGCUGGGGCUGCUGAAGUGGCGGGCCAAGCCCAGCCUGCUGGCGGGGAACCUGCAGAAGCUGAUGCAUGUGGAUGGAGGGGAGGUCAUCAAGUUCCUCCAGGACACGUUGGAUGCUUUGUUCUCCAUCAUGAUGGAGAAUGCGGACACUGACGUCUAUGACACGCUCAUCUUCGAUGCCCUGGUGUUCAUCGUGGGGCUGGUCGCUGACAGGAAGUUCCAGCACUUCAAUGCCGUCCUGGAGGCGUACAUCCGCCAGCACUUCAGUGCCACGCUCGCCUACAAGAAGUUGAUCGGGGUGCUGACACAGUACGUGGAGCAGGCGAGCCGGGGGGAGCCCUGCGAGCCCCUCCUGCGCACCUUCAAGGCCCUGGAGUACGUCUUCAAGUUCAUCGUCCGCUCCCGGCACCUCUUUGCCCAGCUCUACGAGGGGAAGGAGACGGCUGAGUUUCAGCGCUCGCUGCAGCGGCUCUUCCAGACCCUAAACCAGCUGAUGAAAUCCCCUCUGGAGGGGCCCACGCUGCUCUCCCAGGGAGCAGCCCUCAAGUAUCUGCCUUCCAUCCUGGAGGAUGUUUUUGGGAUCUUCGAUGCCUCUAUGCUGGGGGUCCUGCUGCGGGACUUCAUCGGCAACCUGCAGCCCCAGCGCCUGCUGAGGCAGAAGCUGCAGUCCCUGACCGACAUCGUCAACAGCAAAAUCUUCCAGUCCUAUGAGUGCCGAGACCUGCUGCUGCGCAUGGCCGUGCCCGUCCUGCAGGACCUGAUAGAGAGGGGCGAGGAGGAGGACGCCUGCGUUGAGCUGCUCAGCACCAUCCUGGAGGUGCUGUACACGGCCCAGAAGAGAGCAGAGGAGGACCGGCACAGGGAGCGUGGUGACUCGGAGCUGGUGAAGGUGAAGAGGCACGUCCAGCUGAUCCUGGAGCGGCUGCUGCACACCGUCAACCGGAGGGUGAUCGUCCUGGAGAGGGACAACAGCCUCAGGAGUCACUACGUGGCGUGCAUGGCCGCCAUCCUGAGCCAGAUGGAUGCAGACCAUUACCACUCCUACAUCCAGGCCUUCCCCUCCCGGCCUGAGCUGAUGGACUUCCUCAUGGAGACUUUCAUCCUCUUCAAGGACCUCAUUGGCAAGACAGUGUACCCCCCCGACUGGAUGGUGAUGAACAUGGUGCAGAACCGGGAGUUCCUGCGUGCCAUCAACCAGUUUGCCACCACCCUGACAGAGAUGUUCCUGAGCAGCAGCAGCUUCGAACUGCAGCUUUGGAACAACUAUUUCCACCUGGCCGUGGCUUUCCUCACCCAGGACUCCCUGCAGCUGGAGAACUUCUCACAGGCCAAGCGCACUGCCAUCCUGGCCAAGUAUGGGGACAUGAGAGCCAAGAUUGGAGCAGCCAUCCGGGACAUGUGGUACAACCUAGGCCACCACAAGAUCGAGUUCAUCCCAGGCAUGGUGGGCCCCAUCCUGGAGAUGACCCUUGUGCCGGAGCUGGAGCUGCGCAAGUCCACCAUCCCCAUCUUCUUUGAUAUGAUGCUCUGCGAGUACCAGCUGACCGCCAGCUUCAGCCGGUUUGAGGAUGAGAUCCUGCGCAAGCUAGACAGUGAGGUGGAGGGCGGCCGGGGCGACGAGCAGUACAAGCAGCUUUUUGAAAGCAUUCUGCUCAGCUGCUGCCGGGCACACCCCGAGCUGUCCCAGCCUGGGGAGAGCUUUGUGGCGUUGGUGACGGGGCUGCUGGAGCGGCUCCUCGACUACCGGGCGGUGAUGAAUGAUGAGAACAAAACCUACAGCAUGAGCUGCACUGUCAACCUCCUGAACUUCUACAAAGAGAUCGACCGCCAGGCCAUGUACAUCAGGUACCUGUACAAGCUGAAGGACCUGCACAUCAGCUAUGAGAACUACACAGAGGGUGCCUACACACUGCUGCUGCACGCACGGCUCCUCAAGUGGUCCGACGAGGCAAACACAGCACCCAUGCAGGGCCUGCACAGCCCCAGCCUGCACACCCAGCGCCAGCUGAAGGAGGCUCUGUACAACCAGAUCGUCAACUACUUUGAUCAAGGCAAGAUGUGGGAGGAGGCCAUCCAUAUCUGCAAGGAGCUGGCAGAGCAGUACGAGAGUGAGAUCUUUGACUAUGAGAUGCUGAGCGAGAUCCUGCAGCGAGAAGCCAAGUUCUAUGAGAAGAUCCUGAAGGUGCUGCGUCCCAGCCCAGACUACUUCGCCGUUGGCUACUACGGGCAAGGCUUCCCCACCUUCCUGCGGAACAAAGUCUUCAUCUACCGCGGCAAAGAGUACGAACGCCGGGAGGACUUCGAGAUGCGGCUGCUGAGCCCCUUCCCCAAUGCUGAGAAGCUGCAGACAACGUCCCCACCCGGCCCCGACAUCACGGAAUCCCCGGGGCAGUACAUACAGUGCUUCACUGUGCAGCCGGUGGAGGAGUCCAGGAUCCGACUCAGGGACCGCAGCAUCCCGGAGCAGAUCACCAAUUUCUACAAAGCCAAUCAUGUCCAGAAGUUCAGCUACUCACGGCCCUUCAAGAAAGGCCCAAAGGAUCCAGAGAAUGAAUUUGCAAACAUGUGGAUCGAGCGGACCACCUUCGUGACAGCCUACCCACUGCCCGGCAUCCUGCGCUGGUUUGCAGUGACCUCCACCACCACGACCACCAUCUCCCCCCUGGAGAACGCCAUAGAGACCAUGAUGAAAACAAAUGAGAAGAUUCUGAGUGAGAUCAACCGGCACCAGAAUGACCCCGGCCUGCCCAUCAACCCCCUCUCCAUGCUGCUCAAUGGCAUUGUGGACCCCGCCGUCAUGGGCGGCUUCGCCAAGUACGAGAUGGCUUUCUUCCAGGAGCCGUACCUGGAGGAGCACCCCGAGGACCGGGGCAACAUCGAGAGGCUGAAGGACCUGAUUGCCUGGCAGAUCCCACUACUGUCAGAGGGAAUCCGGAUCCACGGACAGAAGGUGACGGAGGAUCUGCGGCCCUUCCAUGAGCGCAUGGAGCAGUGCUUCGUGCAGCUGCGGGCCAAGGUGGAGAGCCAGUAUGGGGUGCGGGAGAUGAUCUCCUUUGAGGACCGGCGGAGCGGACGACCCCGGUCUGUGACCUGGGGACCAGACUGGGAGCGGCUGAGCCACGCCAGAGACAGCAUGGAGGCAUGCCCGAUCCCGAAGCCCACCCCACGGAGCGCCGAGGGCGAGCGCAGAGAGAGCCGCUCCAGCACGUUCUUCUCGUACCGCCGGCCGGAGCCGCGCCAGUCCACCUCGGAGCUGCCGGAGCCAAAGGAUGACAGGCGGAGGCACUCCUGCAGCGUGAGUGAGAGCGGCCCGGGCAGCCCCGACGGGAAGCAGCCGCCCCAGAGCCGCGACUCGGGGGGCGCUCAGCCCGGCCCCGCAGUGCCGUCCCCCACCGGGUUCUGCGGCCGCGUGAAGAGCGCCAGCAAAGCCCCACCGCUGCCGCGCCGGAUCAGCCCCGCGGUGUACGAGACCUUCCUGGAGGGGAGCGAUGCUGCGCACGGGGGAAAGGCACUGCCGUCGCUCGCAGAUGGGAGCAAAGCGCUGAAGUCACCUCCGCCGCCGCCCCCGAAGUCCAAACGGCUGUCCCAGCUCUGAACACACGGACGGGAGCGACGGGCCGCAGCUCGAGCGGCUCCCGGGCAAAUCCCCCCCCGCAGCUCCUGCACAGCCGCGGACUCCCGAGCGCUGCGGAGCUCCGCCGUCCCGCGGGCGUCGGCCGUGACCGCCCGCUGCCCCCCGCACUGCAGCGCUCCGGAUCGCAGCCCCCCGCCCGCCCGUCGCUGCGGCCCCCCGUGGCCGAUGGGACCGUCACCCUCACUGCCGGCGCAGUAUGACAGUGGUCCGUGCCCGCCCCGAGCCCUUUCCCCGCUCCUGCUCCCUCCCGGUCCCCCCAUCCCGCAGCCGCCCCCGGCCCGAGCCCCGCACGGGAUCCGUCCGGGCUGUGAGCGCAGGCGGGCAGCGCCGCGCGUUGUGCGGUGUUCGCUCCCGCAGCUCUCCGGCUUCCCAGCCGCCCCGCAUCGCCCAAUAAAGGAGCACCGCAGCAG